GUGGAUGCUCCCGGCUGGAGAGAAAGGAAAGCCUGGUGGCGGGAAGUUUUUAUUGGAGAGCGGCUGAAACAGAAAGAAAUUUGGAUCUCCAAUUCAAUUUUAGAAUGGCAUCCGUUUCAGCUCUAACUGAGGAAUUGGAUUCUGUAACCAGUGAACUACAUGCAGUAGAGGUUCAACUUCAAGAACUUCUGGAAAGGCAACAAGAGCUUAUUCAGAAAAAAAACAUCCUAACAAACAGAAUAAAGCAGAGUUUAGAGGAUUGUGGUGCUGGGGAAAGCAACGAAUGUGAUUCUUCACCUGCUGCUUGGAAUAGAGAAGAUUUUCCAUGGUCUGGUAAAGUUAAAGACGUUCUGCAAAAUGUCUUUAAACUGCGGGCGUUCAGACUGCUUCAGCUUGAAACUAUUAAUGUAACAAUGUCUGGAAAGGAGGUAUUUCUUGUUAUGCCUACAGGAGGUGGAAAGAGUUUAUGCUACCAGUUACCAGCUUUAUGUUCAGAUGGUUUUACCCUUGUGAUUUGCCCAUUGAUCUCUCUUAUGGAAGACCAAUUAAUGGUUUUAGAACAAUUAGGAAUUUCAGCUACCAUGUUAAAUGCUUCUAGUUCUAAGGAGCAUGUGAAAUGGGUUCAUGCUGAAAUGGUAAAUAAAAAUUCCAAGCUCAAGCUAAUUUACGUGACUCCAGAGAAAAUUUCAAAAAGCAGAAUGUUUAUGUCAAGACUAGAGAAAGCCUAUGAAGCAGGGAGAUUUACCCGAAUUGCUGUGGAUGAAGUUCACUGCUGUAGUCACUGGGGACAUGAUUUCAGACCUGAUUAUAAGGCACUCGGUGUCUUAAAGCGGCAGUUCCCUAACACAUCACUAAUUGGGCUGACUGCAACUGCCACGAGUCAUGUUUUGAAGGACGCUCAGGAAAUUCUGUGUGUUGAGAAGUGUCUCACUUUUACAGCUUCUUUUAAUCGGCCAAAUCUUUAUUAUGAGGUUCGACAGAAGCCCUCCAACACUGAAGAUUUUAUUGAGGAUGUUGUAAAGCUCAUUCAUGGGAGAUACAAAGGGCAAUCAGGAAUCAUAUAUUGCUUUUCUCAGAAAGACUCUGAGCAAGUUACGGUUAGUUUACAGAAAUUGGGAAUUCACGCAGGUGCAUACCAUGCCAAUAUGGAACCAGAAGAUAAGACCAAGGUUCAUAGAAGAUGGUCGGCCAAUGAAAUUCAGGUAGUAGUGGCGACAGUUGCUUUCGGUAUGGGAAUUGAUAAGCCAGAUGUGAGGUUUGUUAUUCAUCAUUCAAUGAGUAAAUCUAUGGAAAAUUAUUACCAAGAGAGUGGACGUGCAGGUCGAGAUGACAUGAAAGCAGACUGCAUUUUGUAUUAUGGCUUUGGAGAUAUAUUCAGAAUAAGUUCAAUGGUGGUGAUGGAAAAUGUGGGACAACAGAAGCUUUAUGAGAUGGUGUCAUACUGUCAAAACAUGAGCAAAUGUCGCCGUGUAUUGAUAGCUCAACAUUUUGAUGAAGUAUGGAACUCAGAAGCAUGUAACAAAAUGUGUGAUAACUGCUGUAAAGAAAUUUCAUUUGAAAGAAAGGAUGUAACAGCAUACUGCCGAGACCUAAUCAAGAUUCUGAAGCAGGCAGAGAACCUUAAUGAAAAGCUCACUCCACUGAAACUGAUUGAUUCUUGGAUGGGAAAGGGGGCAGCUAAAUUCAGGGUAGCAGGUGUUGUUCCUCCCACACUUCCUCGAGAAGACCUGGAGAAAAUGAUCGCGCACUUCCUUCUACAGCAGUAUCUUAAAGAAGACUACAGUUUCACAGCUUUUGCUACCAUUUCAUAUUUGAAAACAGGACCUAAAGCUGAUCUUCUGAACAAUGAGGCACAUGUUAUUAGCAUGCGAGUAAAGAAGCCCACACAGAGCUGUUUCAGGACUGAACCACCUCAAACUUGUCAUCCUGAAGGAGCUGAUAGAAAGAGGGAAGGAAAAAAUUCAGGUAACUUCCAGAAGAAGUCUGCAAACAUGCCUCAGCAAUCUGAGGCUAAGAACACAGGGGCUAAGAAAAGAAAAAUUGAUGAUGCAUGAGUGUAUCUAAAUUUUCCAAGAACAGAACAGUUUAUGCAUGUUUACACCAUUAUUUUUGUAGUUAAUCAAAGUUUAAUUUUUAAGACAAUUUCAUUAAUGUUUUAUACAAAUGGAGCUAUAUUUUAAGAACUUAUCUCUAAAGAAUUGAGGACUUGAGAAUUUGAGAUCUUUUGAAAAUUUGAGAGCAUGAAUUGUAUAAAUUUACAGUAUGAAACAAGGGAAAAUAAGUCUUUUUUUAUGUAAACUCCUUAAAAGAGUAAGUUCACAUAACUGUCUUAGGCUCUUUAUGCCGUGAUAUACCUAGCUAUAUUUUUUCUUUUCACAUAACUCUCUUUUGAUGGCAGUGUUAUUGUACUGAAAAGUUCACAGGCUCAUGACAGAAAGUGAAUGAUUUCAGGUUAAAAUAAUAGCUGUAGAAUUCAAACAAAAAAGGAAUAGGGUAUCAAUACAAAUAAUAUUAGCAAAGAAGAUAUUGCUGCAUCUCUAAGUAAAAUAAAAUUACAAGCUUCUUGACAUUUUCCAAUCAAAGAAUGGCUCUGGUCUACUAACCAAGACCAAGUUGUGGGCUGAGCAGAUAACAGCCUAGCUAAAUGUGCUCCAAAGCUAAAAUCACAAAUGAAUGUGUGUACGUUUAAAACACAGAAAUGAAUAACUUGAGAAUUCUUACAUAAUUGGUCAAUUUUGUGUUAGGAAAAAAAUCUGUAAAUAAGUUAUUUGAAUUGAUUUUAUCUUUAGAAUUUAUUUUUUAAUAUUUUUCCACUGAAAUCAUUAUCACUUCUGUACUUUUAACUUCAAUGUGGUCAUCAUUAAAUCAGUGCAAUCAUUUACUUUA
Messenger RNA from Equus quagga, 2886 nucleotides. It is a transcript of the gene RECQL, whose product is annotated as RecQ like helicase. The transcript has 15 exons. Gene Ontology annotation, cellular component: chromosome; cytoplasm. The record is from RefSeq and is a predicted model, not a curated record. Gene Ontology annotation, molecular function: ATP binding; four-way junction helicase activity; nucleic acid binding. Gene Ontology annotation, biological process: double-strand break repair via homologous recombination. Bases 105 to 2054 code for a protein of 649 amino acids. NCBI's taxonomy places the organism in Eukaryota, Metazoa, Chordata, Mammalia, Perissodactyla, Equidae.